Messenger RNA from Lithohypha guttulata, 906 nucleotides. RefSeq lists its product as uncharacterized. NCBI's taxonomy places the organism in Eukaryota, Fungi, Ascomycota, Eurotiomycetes, Chaetothyriales, Trichomeriaceae. The record is from RefSeq and is a predicted model, not a curated record. Bases 1 to 906 code for a protein of 301 amino acids. The transcript has 2 exons.
AUGCCUGCGAAACCAGGAGACACAAGCUCUCUCGCCGAAAUGGUUCCUUGGUUCCGCGUGGCUCCCGGUCAGCCAUCUAUCAGCGGUCUAAUGCAUAUACCUGUUGCGCCAGCAGCACGGCUGCCAAGGAUCCAGCUUGCGGAUACGGACUAUGAAUUGGUCAACGUGCCUGUUGACCACGAACAACAUGAAGACGUAACCGAGUACUUUUCUCUUACGGCAAGGUCGAACACAAGAUUUGGAAGAAGAGCCCCAGACGAGAACGACAUCACAGCACCAAUGCUACUCAAACGCCUCCGAUAUCCUUUUGUACUAGCCGAGGUGACAGUGUCCGUCGACUUUCAGGUUGAUUGGGAUCAGGGUGGUCUCGCCAUCUUUGCUGGUGGACAUCCAACACAUCAUCAGCUCAACCAACUAGCGAGCCGAUCACUAAGACGACCGUACGUUGUGGUAGACCCGAGUCUUCGUCCUGGACCCUCCAAAUGGGCGAGAGUAGCAUUCGAAGUGAAUGCAGGCGAGCCUAAUAUCACCACUCUGGUAGCUAAUCCGAAGUGUGCCGUCGACUGGGCAUGUACGCCUGCAUUCUCCUACUUGGAUCCCGCCUAUCUCGAAGAAACAUCCAUGCCCAGUAUCAGGCUCAAAUUGGAACGAGUCGGCUCAGAUCUAUGGGUGUGGUUCAUGGUUCCUAGCACAGUUGUUAUGAGCACGGCAGCUCCAACCCCAGCGUUCAUCAGCAGACAGUGGAGGAAGUGCAGAGAAAUUGUGAAUUUCUUUGAUCCUGAGUCGAGCAAAGGCGGUUGCUGGGUGGGAUGUUAUGCUAGCAGACCUGUGGACACCGAAGGUCUGGACACUAAUUUGCACAAUGGGGGUUUGUUUGUCGAGUUCGAGGAUUUGGAAAUCUUAUGA